CUAGGUUAGGUCGGUACCUAUUUAAUUUCAUUCUAAAAGAAAAUAAUACGGAUUAUAAUUAAUUAAAUAUUAAAAAACACAAAAUGUUAAGUGCUGUUAGAAAUUGUGUAAGACUCUCAGUGAAUCCUCUUGUGCGCUCUCUGCAGACCACAACUCCUGUAGCCACAGAGAAAUUUGACCACAAGAGGAUCCCAGCAGACGACGAAGGCGUACAAGGAGAAAAAAUAGUCGAUCUAGACGCAGUUCUUAAAAAGAAGCAGAAUCUAUUUCCGACCCUCGAGUCUGAUGAUAUGUUAUUCGAUGGCACACCUUACAAGAAACUACCUGUGGUAAACGUUCGCGUGAGCCAGAACAACACAAUUUUUACCCUAACAGACUAUGAAGGAACAGUAAAGAUCAUAAGAUCAUGUGGUAUAGAAGGCUUCAAAAAUACGAAAAAGGGGACUAAUAUAGCCGCUCAAACUACAGCCAUUAGCGUUGCUACAAAAGCAAUAGACAAAGGAUUCAAAACAAUCAGAGUCAAAGUAAGAGGGCUAGGGCCUGGUAGAUUGGCUGCUGUAAAGGGUCUACAGAUGGGUGGCUUGGAUAUUGUAUCAGUGUCAGAUGACACCCGGGUCUCAUGGAAUCCACCACGGCCAAGGAAGGCUAGGAGAUUGUAAAUUGUAUAUUUGUCUAUUAGGAAUAAAAAUUUUAGAAAUUUAAAA
Molecule: messenger RNA, 704 nt
Organism: Aricia agestis (brown argus)
Lineage: Eukaryota; Metazoa; Arthropoda; Insecta; Lepidoptera; Lycaenidae
Gene: mRpS11
Product: 30S ribosomal protein S11
Exons: 4
Coding region: 84-659 (191 amino acids)
Biological process (GO): maturation of SSU-rRNA from tricistronic rRNA transcript (SSU-rRNA, 5.8S rRNA, LSU-rRNA); translation; ribosomal small subunit assembly
Cellular component (GO): ribosome; mitochondrial small ribosomal subunit
Molecular function (GO): structural constituent of ribosome; small ribosomal subunit rRNA binding; mRNA 5'-UTR binding
Source: RefSeq, a predicted model, not a curated record